AUGGUUGAUAGUAAUUAUGAAUUCUUAUACAUCGAUGUCGGUUCCAACGGAAGAAUGAAUGUGGCUAGCAUUUUCGGGGCGUCACGUUUGAAAACCGCAGUGGAAAGUAAUACAUUGCGUUUUCCAGAUUGGGGAGUUCUUGUCGGAGAUGACGCGGUCCCUCUGAAAACCUACUUAAUGAAGCCGUAUUCAAGGAAUGGAAUGACCCAAAAAGAAAAAAUAUUUAACUAUCGUCUUGCGAGAGCUCGACGAAUAUCCGAGAAUGCUUUUGGGAUUCUUGUAUCUAGAUUUAGAAUAUUUUUACGUGGUAUAGAAGUAUCCCCGGAUAAGGUAGAUUAUAUAGUAAGAACAACAUGUGCUUUACAUAACUGGUUACGAAGAACAUCAGCAAAUACUUACAUACCACCAGGAACAACCGAUUACGAAGAUAUUGAUACUGGUAAUAUAAUACCUGGAUCAUGGAGGAAAGACGUAGCAAAUAAUCAAGUGCUUCAGCCUGGUCAUUCUUGGACUUCCCACAAUUAUUCUAAAGGAGCAGCUACCCGACGAGACAACUAUGCGGAAUAUUUUAUGAAUGAUGGGGCUGUUGACUGGCAAUGA
Messenger RNA from Acanthoscelides obtectus, 600 nucleotides. Lineage: Eukaryota; Metazoa; Arthropoda; Insecta; Coleoptera; Chrysomelidae. The record is from the annotation of a GenBank genome assembly.